Messenger RNA from Parascedosporium putredinis, 579 nucleotides. The record is from the annotation of a GenBank genome assembly. Lineage: Eukaryota; Fungi; Ascomycota; Sordariomycetes; Microascales; Microascaceae.
AUGGCUUUGCGCGAUAGCGUAUCAAGCUCCUCCACCCCCAACGGCCACGGCGACGGCUACUUCUCGAUGAGGCCCCAAGCCGCCGCCACCGCCCAGAGGCAGACAUCCACGCAGCCGGCACCCCCGGGCAAGCUAGCAGCCCACGCCGCCGCAGCCGGGCAAGUCGACGAGUCCGAAUGGGCCGCCUUCGAAGCCGAUAUCGCCGCCGCCACCGUACCUUACUCCGAGGACGCCAUCAUAUCGGCCGACGCCGUGCCCGCGAACGGGGCGGAUGACGCCGAGCGCGAGGAUGCCACGCGCGCCCUCGAGGAAGAGUUUGACGAGAUGAGCGAGCUCGAGGCGCGCGCGCGGAGGUUAAAGGAGAAGAGGGAGGCGUUACGACUACGUAGCGCAAGCCAGCUCAGCAGCGUCACGGAGCCAGAGGUCGCGAAGCCACCAUCGGGGGCUGGCAAAGAAAAUCAAGACUCGUCUCGGAAACCCACCAGUGACGAGGAUGGGGAUGAUGAUGACGAUGAUGAUGACGACUACGACGAAGAUGAUUACGCCUGGGGCGGUCUUCGCUACGCCGGUCGGGCAUGA